This is a messenger RNA of Syngnathus typhle (broad-nosed pipefish), 687 nucleotides long. It is a transcript of the gene dad1, whose product is annotated as defender against cell death 1. Gene Ontology annotation, cellular component: oligosaccharyltransferase complex; membrane. The record is from RefSeq and is a predicted model, not a curated record. The transcript has 3 exons. NCBI's taxonomy places the organism in Eukaryota, Metazoa, Chordata, Actinopteri, Syngnathiformes, Syngnathidae. Bases 106 to 447 code for a protein of 113 amino acids. Gene Ontology annotation, biological process: protein N-linked glycosylation.
ACUGUUGCACUAUGACCAUUUCCGUGUUUUACGGACACGUAGCGUAACUGCAUCAUUUGGACUGCUAUUGACCAGCGCACUUGACCAAAUAAUUGAAACGCAACAAUGUCGGCUUCAGUCUUAUCAGUUAUUUCUCGGUUUCUUGAAGAAUAUACCUCGACGACGCCCAAUAAAUUGAAAGUGGUGGAUGCAUAUUUGUUGUACAUCAUGCUGACGGGAGCGCUGCAGUUUCUUUACUGUCUGCUCGUUGGAACAUUCCCCUUCAACAGUUUUCUUUCUGGCUUCAUCUCAUGCGUUGGCUCUUUCAUUCUCGCAGUGUGUCUUCGUAUCCAGAUCAACCCUCACAACAAAGGAGACUUCUUGUCCAUCUCACCAGAGAGAGCCUUUGCUGACUUUCUGUUUGCCCACACUGUUCUGCAUCUCGUUGUCAUGAACUUCAUUGGCUGAACAUUUUUCUAUGACUGCCAGUAUCACCUUGGUGGAAGAUGCAUACGAGAAGAAGAUGGAGAAGAAUAAUCUCGACAAGUCCACAUCUGCUUUUGUACAUCUUCGUGGGAAAAUUGCAUCGAUGAAUGUCACAAUUUCUUACAGAUGAUGGUUGACUUCUUUUUUUUACGUUUGAAUUUGUUAUCAUUACCUUGCACUGAGGCAUAGAAAUAAAAUUUAAAGAAAAUGACAACUUUGAAA